UAAGAUACUUUGUGUUGUGCGGACAAUCAUAUUUACAAUGCACGUUUGUCGCGCUGUGUUUUAUGGUUAAUGCUCCGCACAAUAAAAUAGGUUAUGGUUUUCUAAUACUCGUUCUGUGUCUUGAUAGCUAGCUUGCUGGCUAAUGCUAGCUGCUUAUGUUAGCUGUUGGUGCGUUGUGGCUUAAUGUCAGUAGUAGUACUACUGCCGUGUAAACUAUUCAGGUUAUCGGCGGAGAUUACGUUGCCAUAUAUUGUUUAUGCCCGUAGUUUUUGUCCCCUGCCGUUCUAACAUUUAGGGAAACCCAAGUGUGAUGGCAACAAAAUAGAAGCUCUCUGGAGAGGUCACUUAUACGAAAUCCGAUCUGAUUUCCCCUUUAGCGUUCCAACAACAGCAUCAACCUGAGAUAUCGCUAGAUACCGUUAUUUUGUCAGUCAUGGACGAGAGUGCAGAAAAAGUGGAGCCUGACGAUAUUGUUAUUAUUGUCGAAAAUGAAGCCGAAAGCAUGCCAGUUCAAGAGGAAAGCGAAAAGGCUCAAAGUACCCACAGUUUAAUGGACUGUUGUCCCAUUUGCAAGUUGAAUUUUCAUAGCAGAGAGCCCAAGCUGCUACCCUGUCUCCACUCUUUCUGUAAGAAAUGCUUGCCACCGCCGUCAAGGAACUUCUUAUAUACGAGCCAAAUGAUGGCCAACCAUCAACUUCAGGAAGAUCCAUCAAAACCUCUCAACGUGAUUCGUUGUCCAGUUUGCCAUCAGGAAUGCAUGGAAGUGGAAGUUUUAGAGAACUUCUUUGUGAAAGACUCAAUGGAAGUGCCAAGCAGCACAGUGGAGAAGACGAGUCAGUUGUGUAUGAGUUGUGAGGACAACACAGAGGCCACAGGCUAUUGUGUGGAAUGUGUGGAGUUUCUCUGUGUCACUUGCAUUGAAGCUCAUCAGCGGGUGAAGUUUACUCGAGACCACACCAUUCGACAGAAAGAAGAAAUGUCACCAGAAGGAGUGGGAGUGUCCACCCAGAAGCCUGUUUUCUGUGAUGUCCACAAACAGGAGCCUUUGAAACUUUUCUGUGAAACAUGCGAUCGUCUGACGUGUCGGGACUGUCAGUUAUCCAAACACAAGGAUCACAAUUACCAGUUUCUAGACGAUGCUUAUAGAAAUCACCGGGAGCACCUGGAGAACAUGACUCGCCAGCUCCAGGAUAAGAGAAAAGCCAUCGAGGAAGUGUCCAACGCAAUCAAUAAUGGUCUCCAUCAGGUGGAUGAGAACCGAAAGGCUGUCACCACUGAGAUCAAGAAGUCCAUUUGCAAUCUGAUUAUGGAGAUUAAUAGAAAAGGGAAAAUACUGGUGAAUCAACUUGAGGCUCUCACCAAGGACCAUGAGUCGGCACUCAAGAAACAGCAGGAGGAUGUCACCUCCCUCUCUAAACACCUGGAUCAUGUGAUCUCCUUCACCAAGUGGGCAACAGCCAUCAACAGUGGCACUGCUCUCCUCUAUUGCAAGAGACUGAUUCUAUGUCAAAUCCAGUACCUCAUGCGGGCGAAGUGCAGUGCCUCAUAUGUUCCCCAGAGCACAGUGCGGUUCCAGUGUCGCUCAAGCUUCUGGGCCUCAAAUGUUGAUCUAGGCUCUCUGGUCAUGGAGAAAAUUCCAGGACAUCAACCAGGUGGGAUGCAGAUGUUCCCUAACCAUCCCAGCCACCCCAACCAUCCCGGUCAUCCCGGCCACCCCAAUCAUCCCAGCCAUCCCAGCCACCCCAACCAUCCAGGUCCAAGGCCUGAAGGACCCGCUGGGGUCUUUCCUGGUGGGCCAGCUCAACAACGGCAGAGUACACUGGCACAGCUCCAGAUGCAGGUGGAGAAGCUAGCCCAGCACCCCAGCCGCCACCCGCCACCAAACCAUUGGUCCUGGUACCACAACAUGCGCCUGCCAGGAGUCCCCCCACCGAGGCCCAUGCAGGGGGGGUCUCCUUCCCAAGUACCUCCUAACAUGGCUCAGCAGGGCCGACGGUAUGGUGCUCCUCAACCAAACACCCGCAGUCCUACAACCAUGCUGCAGAACGCAGGAUUUCCCCCGCAAACUCUGAGAGGAAUGAUCAGCUCCCCCAGCUCCUCCAACUUCCCACCCAAACCCAUGGAUGUGCUGCAGGGUGCGUCUCGAUAUGCCCAAAAUGCGCCUCCUUCUGGUGGAGGACACCUUACCACGCAACCCUCGCUCCAUCAGAGAAAUGUCAUGGACCUUGUACACUUAAACAGAAGACCUGAGCCUCCUGGGCCCAUGUCCUUGUCCAUGCAAAGACCUGGUUUCCCCCAUACGGCCCCAUCCACCGCUACUGAUAGGAAUGCACAAUCUCAUCAGAGCUCCCCCAUGUUAACUGCAAACUCAGGCUCUGAAGGGAAGACAGGGACUGUUUCUUGGAAACGCUCAGAGCCCCAGCAGAACGGACCCUCCACCUCCUCUGCUAAGAGAAGACGAAGGUCAUCCCCUGGGCCCAUCAUUGUUAUCAAGGAUGAGCCUGAGGAUGAUGAUGAGGUUCGCUUUGUGCAGUCCAGUGUGAAGGCUAGUUUGCCAGACAGCACUGGUGUCCAGUCACAGACGCCUCGUCAGGAGUCUCCCCCAGGCGAAGAGCAGCCGACCGAGAAGCCCGACGAGAGAACCCCAGAGCCUGACGAGGACCCCAACGAGGACUGGUGUGCUGUGUGUCAGAAUGGAGGAGAACUGCUCUGUUGUGACAAGUGUCCAAAGGUCUUCCAUCUCAGCUGCCAUAUUCCUGCCCUCAAGUCUUCUCCGAGGUACCCUGAACAUCCUGGUGAAUGGUUUUGUUCAUUCUGCCGAGACCUGACUGCACCUGAAAUGGUGUAUGACACUGGAGACAGUCAGAAAACCGUAAAAGAGGAGCCAGAUUCUGAAGGACUAACUCCUGUAGAUAAAAGGAAAUGUGAGAGGUUAUUACUUCGCCUCUACUGCAAUGAGCUCAGCACUGACUUCCAAGACCCAGCCUCACCGUCGACAAUGCCUGAAUAUAAUGAGAUUAUAAAAACUCCCAUGGACCUCUCAGUUGUGAGGACCAAGCUUGACGUGAAGCAGAACCCAUCCUACAAGAGGCCCGAUGACUUUGUCGCAGACAUUAGACUGAUCUUUAAAAACUGUGCCAAGUUUCACAAGGAGGACAAUGAGAUGGCUAGUGUCGGCGUUAACCUGGAGAACUUCUUCGAGGAGCAGCUGAAGGGCCUGUAUCCUGAGCAGCCUUUUCCUGGGGUGAAGGAAGAAGGCGCUGCCUCUUCGGCCCCAGAGGAAGAAAGGCCCUCAGAUGUCUGUGAAGAACAUGGAGCACCUGUUGAAGCUGAGACUGUUGAGAGUCCAUCUCCAAAGAGUCCAUCACCACCUAGCCUCCCCAGUGACGAGGUGUCCGAACCGCCCACAGAAGUCCGUCAGGAUGAGCCUCAGGAUGCUGAUGUCCAAGAAGACUCGGCCAAGGAUGCUGAGGUCCAGGAAGACUCGCUCAAAGAGGCUGAUGCCCAAGAAGACUCGGCCAAGGAUCCUGAUGUCCAAGAAGACUCGGCCAAGGCUGCUGAUGUCCAAGAAGACUCGCACAUGGAUGCUGAAGGCCAAGAAGACUCACACAUGGAUGCUGAGGUCCAGGAAGACUCGCCCAAGGAUGCUGAUGUCCAAGAAGACUCACACAUGGAUGCUGAAGGCCAAGAAGACUCACCCAAGGAUGCUGAUGCCCAAGAAGACUCACCCAAGGAGGCUGAAGGCCAAGAAGACUCGGCCAAGGAUGCUGAUGUCCAAGAAGACUCGGCCAUGGAUGCUGAUGUCCAAGAAGACUCGGCCAUGGAUGCUGAUGUCCAAGAAGACUCGGCCAAGGAUCCUGAUGUCCAGGAAGACUCACCCAAGGAUCCUGAAGGCCAAGAAGACUCGGCCAAGGAUCCUGAUGUCCAAGAAGACUCGGCCAAGGAUCCUGAUGUCCAAGAAGACUCGGCCAAGGAGGCUGAUGUCCAAGAAGACUCGGCCAAGGAGGCUGAGCUCCAGGAAGACUCGCCCAAAGAUGCUGAGGUCCAAGAAAAGUCACCCAAGGAUGCUGAUGUCCAGAAAGACUUACCCAAGGAGGCUGAAGAGACUCGGCCAAAGAGGAUGAAAAGAUGAGCGAUUCAGAGGGAUGACAUGAGGAAUUGUAAAUCUGACUUCUUUAUAUGUGAAACUGUUAGAAAUCCUUGCUGAAGCAAGGAGUCCUCCUGCAAGAUUAGCUGAGCUUGCUAGUUUAAGUUUAAUAUCCCUGGAAUAAGAAUGUAGGUACAAAAUGUAUUUCAAAAGCAAACACGCUGCACAGUGUUGUCCAAGCAAAAAAUCUCCUUUUUUUAUUUGUAGCAUGUUUUAUUUCCAUUGAACAUAUUAUGUCUUUACUGUAGUAAAGAACACACGAACAGGGUAAUUUAAAAUUGCAUUGAUGACAUCAAACCAAGUGUGGGUCUUCCCUAAUCAAAUUCCGUGAACUACAGACAUUCAGAUAUGUAGAAUUGUGUUUGAGGUUACCCUUUACAAACUACAUUUAUGUAUAUUUAUUAUUUAUCUCUGCAUUGGUUCAUUUUAGAUGAUGAUGAUGGGUGCCUAAUGUAAAAAGAAUAAUCGCAUUUACUUUAUUCAGCUGAUUGAAGCCCGACCUACUUAGAAAUGUUAUGCUUUCGAGCUGCGAGAUCACAUGAUUAAUAUGAAAAAUGGCAAAAGUCACCUUUGACAUGGGCAGUGUUGUCAACCAAGGAAUUUCGAUUUUUCAUGUACAGUAGGGGAGUACAUAAAUGUUUUUUCUUUCUUUCUUAUUUUCACUAUUUUCGAUGGUUCAAGUUGUCCAUAUUGCUCCUUGAAGAUACUGUGCAAAUCCUGGUCAAUUCAUCUUGACUGUGUUGCUUCCAGAACUAUAGUCAAGAUAUGUGCAUGUAUGGUGGAGUCAUUUGUACCCAUGGAGUGGACCGUUUUUGAUCUUAUAAACUAUUGUGGACCUUUUGGACUUGGGUGUGGACCGGCUGUGACCAUUAUGAAGUACCAUACUUCAUCAAGGUAACGUGGUUGACAUGUAAUUACAGUGAUAGCCAGCAUCCAAACCUAACCCCACAUUCAUUUGGAGUAUAUUGCUGCCGGUUUUCACUACACUUCACUACACUUGUACUGAAGUAGGAUAAAGUGAGCUUGUAUGCAGUCUAAUAUGCAUACUGCGGGGGACUUUGAUGCUGUGGGUCACUGUCCUGGUGUGUGUUGGCAUCUGUCAGAGGACGGAUGGUUCCCUUUGGCAUUGGUGGAGACAGGACUGCUAUCAUGACUGAAAUACGUGUAUCAUUUCCCCAGCCUUUGUGUAUGUAACUAUAAUCUAAAUAUUAAAUAAAACAUUUUGAUAUCCCUG
Molecule: messenger RNA, 5381 nt
Organism: Clupea harengus (Atlantic herring)
Lineage: Eukaryota; Metazoa; Chordata; Actinopteri; Clupeiformes; Clupeidae
Gene: trim24
Product: tripartite motif containing 24
Cellular component (GO): chromatin
Molecular function (GO): zinc ion binding; protein binding
Source: RefSeq, a predicted model, not a curated record